AUGUCAGAUGCAGAAGAAACAGAAGAAGAUGGAGAAACAGAAAUGGAAGAAGACUAUAAUCCAAAUUAUAAAGAUGUAGAAAAUACACAACAAGAAUCACAAGAAGAUGACACAUUAGCAUGGAGCGGUUUUCCAGACGAGGAGGAGGGAGAGGGGGAGGAGGAAGGGGAGGAGGAAGAAGAGGGAGGAGAGGAAGGUGAGGAGAGGGAGGGGGAAGAGAAGGAGAAACGUGAAGAGGGGGAGGAAGAGGAGGGGGAAGAAGAGAAAGGGGAGGAGGAGGAGAGAGAGGAAGGGGAGGAAGAGGAAAGGGAGGGAGAGGAGGAUAGAGAGGGGGAAGAGAGGGAGGAAAGGGAGGAGGAAGAGGGGGAGGAAAGGGAAGAAAGGGUUUUAAAGAAAACCCAUACAGGUAGUGAGUCAAAGCAUUCGUUGCAAUCAGAGGGUUCUGAAACAAAUUUAAGACGCCUGAGCUCAGGACAUGAAUUUUAUGAUUCUGAUGAAACCAGUUUUGAGGAACAACAGGUUAGUUCACCUGAAAUACAGCCCUCAGGCGACCUUGAGGAGGAAACCACCCAGAUGCCCAAAGAUGAAUUGGGACAAGAAGGAAGAGAUUUAGAAUCAGAGAUGGAAAAGAAGGGACAGGAAAAGAAAGUAUCAGUCUUCCUCGAUCAAAAAGCAGGAAUCACCAGGCAGUCCAUGGUAUCCACUACCACGGAAGACAUUUUGUUCCAGAAAGAUGACAGCACCUUAUAUCCCUUGACCAUGACCUGGUGGUUUGGAUGGAACAGCUCUCUUCCUGUUUACUAUCUUCGAGAGGAAAAUGAGAGAGUUCUUCUGUUUGUCUGUGCUCACACUGCGGUCAUCUACAAUGUGUCCAGGAAUUAUCAGUACCACCUUCAGGGCCACCCCAAUGUUAUCUCCUGCCUCUGCGUCAGUGAAGACAGGCGGUGGAUCGCCACAGCAGACAAAGGGCCAGACUGCUUGAUCAUUAUAUGGGACUCCUUCACAGGUAUUCCUGUACACACAAUAUUUGACAGCUGCCCAGAAGGGAACGGCAUCAGGGCAAUAGCCAUGACCCGUGACUCCAAAUAUCUGGCAACCAUCUCGGAUGCUGAAGUCCAGAAAGUGUGCAUCUGGAAGUGGACUUUGGCGGUGGAAGUACCAGCAUGUACUCUUGAACUCCCCAAAGAGUAUGGUCUUCAGAACCACCUUACUUUUAAUCCAACUAAUGAUAAAGAAUUGGUGAGCAAUAGUAGAACACAGGCAAUAUAUUAUUCAUGGUAUGAAGAGAGAAAAAUACUUGCUCACAGUGCCCCACUUUUAACAGAAAAAACCUUCAACAAGCUCGUGGGAAAAUUUAGCCAGUCCGUCUUUCACUUGAAUUUAACACAAAUCCUCUCAGCCACACUGGAAGGGAAGCUGGUGGUCUGGGACAUACACCGCUCACCCUCAUCUUCAUCUGCCUUUUUGGGCUCUUCCUAUAUCAAGCCUUGUAAAUUGGUUCAUUUGCAGAAAGAAGCUAUCACUGUGCUUACUACAGUUGAUAGCUAUAUUGUCACAGGUGACAUUAAGGGGAACAUUAAGUUCUAUGAUCACACACUGUCUAUCGUUAGCUGGUACAGUCACCUCAACUCGAGCCCCAUAAGAACUCUGUCCUUUUCAAAGAUCCCAGCAUCUCCUCCUACGGAAAAAUCAAACUACCCUCCAGACUGCACUUUAAAAGGUGACUUUUUUGUUGUAAGGAAUCUUAUCUUUGGAACAUCUGACGCUGCCGUGUACCACUUAACGAUAGAUGGGACCAAACUUGAAAAGUUAUUUGUAGAGCCUAAGGAUGCCAUUUGUGCUAUCUCCUGCCACCCAUAUCAAUCCCUCAUUGCUAUAGGGAGCUUCUGUGGGAUGAUCAAAGUGUGGGAUUAUGAGAAGAAAAAGUACCUUUUCAGUAGGGUCUUUGAGAAAGGGCUUGGAGUGCAGAGUCUGACCUACAACCCCGAAGGAGCCCUUCUUGGAGCUGGCUUCACAGAGGGGACAGUGUAUAUUCUUGAUGCAAUGUCUUUAGAAAAUGAUACCCCAGAGCCUUUCAGAUAUUCCAGAACCAGCGUGACACAUAUAAGCUUUUCCCACGAUUCUCAGUAUAUGGCAACUGCUGAUGUAAGUUUUACCGUGGCCAUUUACAUGAUGGUAGUCAAACGUGGAAAAAGGGUCUGGGAAUAUUUAGCAAGACUUCGUUCUCAUCGCAAAAGCAUCCAGAGUCUCCUGUUUGGGGUUCACCUGGACAGCAAUGAGCCCAGACUGCUGAGCCUUGGGAGAGACAGGCUUUUGAUAGAGUAUAAUCUUCGCCGGAGCUGCAAAGACCACCUAGAAGUCCUGGACAUUCACCGAACUGACCAGGGCGACUACCCCACCUGUAUGGUCUGGUACCCACCGCUGGCCAAGGAGCUCUUCCUACUCAUUUGCAAUAGUGGCUACAAAGUGAAGCUUUUUAAUUCUACCACCAAAAUGUGCAGAAAGACACUCCUUGGACCAGCUUAUGGUUCUCCUAUUGAGCAGGCACAAGUCCUCCCAGCGAGGACCACCAUGGAACUACAGAAGCGCUACUUGGUGUUCAUUAACAGAGACAAGGUUGGACUUCAGAUAUUACCAGUUGAUGGCAAUCCACAUAAGACAUCUGCUAUAAUUUGCCACCCAAAUGGGGUGGCUGGAUUGGCCCUUUCCUACGAUGGUUGCUAUGCCUUCACAGCAGGAGGACACGAUCGCUCGGUUGUACAGUGGAAAAUCAACUUAAGCGCCCUGGAGGCAGCAGUUUCUCUUGGGGGUGAUGACCUGAUCCCGUUCUAUGGUCUGGUGUCUGGUGGCAGGGAAGGAAAAUUCUACAGGGAGCUAGAAGACUAUUUCUACUAUUCUCAGCUCCGCAGUCAAGAUAUCGAUACAAUGGAGACCAGAAAGGUAUCAGAACAUAUUUGCCUGUCGGAGCUUCCUUUUGUCAUGAGAGCAAUCGGCUUUUACCCAUCUGAAGAGAAGAUUGAUGAUAUGUUUAACGAAAUCAAAUUUAGUGAGUACGUGGAAACGGGAAAGCUAAUUGACAAAAUCAACUUACCAGAUUUCCUCAAAGUUUAUGUUAAUCAUAGGCCACCUUUUGGUAACACCAUGAGUGGCGUCCAAGAGAGCUUUAAUGUUCUUGGUUAUACCAAUUCAAAAGGAAAAAAGGCUAUUCAAAGAGAGGACUUCCUGAAACUGCUCCUAACUAAAGGUGAGCACAUGACAGAAGAGGAGAUGUCUGAUUGCUUUGCUACGCUGUUCGGCCUGAAUCCUGAAGGGUGGAAAUCUGAGCCUGCAACCUCUUCCUUCAAAGGUGCAGAAAUUUGUCUUGAAGAAGAACUUCCAGACGAAAUCACUGCAGAAAUAUUCACGACUGAAAUUCUUGGCUUAGCCAUUUCAGAAGAUUCCGGAUAGGAUAGGAUGAUCACUGAAGUUGUAAGGAAUGUUUAAAGCUCAGAGGACUUUGUGUGUGGAUGUGUGUGUGUUUUCCAAGAGGCACCACUUUUCCUACAUCUCCCUAGCCCCACUCUCAUCUUUAGAACAUUUAGACAUUAAAAGAAAAUUUCUGUUAAGCAACGGAAUU
Molecule: messenger RNA, 3616 nt
Organism: Otolemur garnettii (small-eared galago)
Lineage: Eukaryota; Metazoa; Chordata; Mammalia; Primates; Galagidae
Gene: CFAP251
Product: WD repeat domain 66
Exons: 21
Coding region: 1-3447 (1148 amino acids)
Cellular component (GO): sperm flagellum
Molecular function (GO): protein binding
Source: RefSeq, a predicted model, not a curated record